AUGGUAGUAACAAUAGGUUUCCCGAAAGGUAAAGUCAAUAAGGAUGAACCCGAUUCAGUUUGUGCAAUUCGUGAAGUUUUCAAAGAGACUUACUUCUAUCCACGUACUAGAAAAGAAAUUGGUAAAAUUGAAUGGGUGAAAGCAGCAUUACAAGCACAACAACUACAACAACAAUCACAACAAAAUAAUUUAUUAUCAACUUUUAAUGGUCAAUAUAAUAAACAAAAGAGUCAACCAUCUAUAUCCAAUCAUUCCUGA
Molecule: messenger RNA, 258 nt
Organism: Dictyostelium discoideum AX4
Lineage: Eukaryota; Evosea; Eumycetozoa; Dictyosteliales; Dictyosteliaceae
Exons: 2
Coding region: 1-258 (85 amino acids)
Source: RefSeq, a predicted model, not a curated record